CAAAACAUAUUGGCCUGGGCCUGAAAAAAAUGUUAAAACCUCUGUUACUCUCACUGUUUAUGGUAUUACAUACACAAGCCGAACAAUUAGCCAAGAAUGAUUGCACACUGCUGAAACAAAAUCAACAAUCUCAGGAACUGUUAAAAAGAUUGGACCCUUUAAAAGGAAAGAUAUUUACCUACAAAUUUAAAGAUGAGAUAAAUGGUGGUGAUGAAUAUGAUUACACGUUAAGCAUUUGUAGUGGGGUCACUGCUAAUCAAUUUAACGCUCCAGGAGUUGGUGUGCUUCAGUAUAACAAGUUAAAACAAGAAUACAAACGAGUAGGGCUAAUAAACAGCACAGUAGUUAAAGGUGGCACUGACUGGAUCAUGCUUACAUAUAAGCAUGGUGAUCGUUACCACUCACAUUGUACAUCGCCAGGAUCAGAACUUUCUAGAAGACAAGCACACAUAAUGAUUGUGUGUGAUCCAAACGAGUUAGAGGGACAAUUUAAAGUGCUGUAUGAACAUAAUGAUGAAGAUACAGAAUCAAGCUGUUUCUACAUGAUGGAAAUAUCCAGCAGAGCCGCAUGCUCACAUGUUAAUGGCUUGAGCACAGGUUCAAUUUUACUUAUAAUAUUCGUGUCUGUUACAUCCGCAUACCUACUAAUAGGCGUUGUUUAUAAAAGGUGUGUGUAUGGGUCAAAAGGAUUUGAGCAAAUCCCUAACAUUGUAUUUUGGAGGAUGUGUGGCAACUUGCAAGCUGAUGGAUGUGAUUUAUUGUGUCGGACAAGAGGUUCUGGAUACAUCGACAGCAAACCAUAUCAAGGUGUAGCUGAUGAUCAGUUAGAUGAUGAAAUAGAUGAUGAACAUCUUCUGCCAAUGUGAAGAUAGCACAAUGUUUUGUGUUUACUUAGAGAAAAAUGUGAUUUUAUCCAGAUAUUAUGAAGAUAGCACAAUGUUUUGUGUUUACUUAGAGAAAAAUGUGAUUUUAUCCAGAUAUUAUAAUCACAGUGAAAUCCGAAUGCAUCAUGUAACUGAUUUGGAAUGUUAUGAAAGUGUUUCAUUUGUUUUUCUUAUUUAAUUAUUGCAAAUAAAGAGAUUUUUAUUUGUAAUAUUCUGAUCAAUACUGUAAUUACACUAUAGUUGUGAUAUUUUUCCUAUGCAAUACAGAGCAAGCAGUGU
Molecule: messenger RNA, 1163 nt
Organism: Ciona intestinalis (vase tunicate)
Lineage: Eukaryota; Metazoa; Chordata; Ascidiacea; Phlebobranchia; Cionidae
Product: cation-dependent mannose-6-phosphate receptor
Biological process (GO): protein targeting to lysosome
Cellular component (GO): endosome; trans-Golgi network; Golgi apparatus
Molecular function (GO): protein domain specific binding
Source: RefSeq, a predicted model, not a curated record